This is a messenger RNA of Cannabis sativa, 2145 nucleotides long. Its product is annotated as pectinesterase. Bases 248 to 1948 code for a protein of 566 amino acids. Gene Ontology annotation, molecular function: pectinesterase activity; pectinesterase inhibitor activity. Gene Ontology annotation, biological process: cell wall modification. The transcript has 2 exons. Lineage: Eukaryota; Viridiplantae; Streptophyta; Magnoliopsida; Rosales; Cannabaceae. The record is from RefSeq and is a predicted model, not a curated record.
AAAUAUAUUCAAACAGUAAUAAAUUAAUAAAGUACUCCUUUACAAAGAGAGGAAGGGUGAAUAUAUCCCUCCUCUCUUUCUAGCAUUAGCACUAAUUUUAUCUCUUGCUCUCUCUCUGGUCUCUCUCCGACCAUCUCGUAUAUACGUACUUGGUAAAUUUAAUAAUUUUUACGAGUUUUUGAUUUCUUUCGAUAAGAGGUCGGAGAGAGAUACAUAUAUUUAUAUAUAGGUUUUUCUAUUUAUUUUCAUGGCACUGGGGAAAGUAGUUGUGUCAGCACUAUCUAUUGUAUUGGUAGUGGGAGUUGCCCUAGCUGUAGUCGCCAUAGUAAACGUUCAAAAUCAAAAAAAGGAGGAAGUUGGUGAUGGCAAUAGCAUCUCCUCGCAAACAAAGACAUUGGAAUUGAUUUGCUCUGCUACCAACUACAAGAACUCUUGCGUGGAUAGCCUUAAGCCUGUCGCCACUAAUUCCAGCGCUGAGUUCAAGGAUUAUCUCAAGGCUGCCAUGUUAGCCACCAUGGACCAAGUUAGCAAGUCCUUGAACUUGACUAGUUCUUUGUUGGUCGAGGCCAACAGCACCAACAAUCCAAAAUUGAAGAUGUCCCUUGAGGACUGUAACGAUUUGUUGAGCUUCGCUGUUGAUCAACUUCAAGCCUCAUUCUCCAUGGUUGGUGAAAGUGCAACACAUACCCUCAAAGAACGCUCAGCCGAGCUUAAGAGUUGGUUGAGCUCUGUCAUCACCUAUGCUGAGACAUGCAUCGAUGGAGUACCAGAGCCCAAAGUUCAAAAUCACAUGAAAGACACUUUACGAAAUGCAUCUGCUCUCACCGACAACGCCUUAGCCAUUGUUUCUGGGCUGUCUGAUAUUCUUGAUGCCUUUGGCUUGAAAAUCGAUGCGAAACCCCUUAACAGUCGUCGUCUUUUGUCCAAUAAUGAUGGUUUUCCAACCUGGGUUUCUGCUUCAGAUAGGAAGCUUUUACAAGCAAGCACCGAGAAAAUCGUACCUCAAGCUGUUGUGGCAAAGGAUGGUAGCGGUCAAUUUAAGACAAUAGCUGCUGCUUUGGCUGCCUACCCUAAAUCUGGUCUCACAGGAAAAUAUAUCAUUCACGUCAAGGCUGGAGUGUAUGACGAGUACAUCACAGUGGAUAAGAGCAUGCCUAACGUGUUCAUGUAUGGAGAUGGUCCAAAAGCCACCGUUGUCACUGGGAGCAAAAGUUUUGCCAAAGGGUCAACUACCUUACGAUCAGCCUCCUUUGCUGUGGAAGCAUCAGGAUUCAUUUGUAAGGACAUGGGAUUUGAGAACACGGCAGGACCAGAGGGACACCAAGCAGUGGCACUUAGAGUAAUGGGAGAGAUGGCAUUGUUCCAUAACUGCCAAAUGGAUGGCUACCAAGACACAUUGUAUGUGCUCUCUGGUCGCCAAUUCUACAGCCAAUGUGUCAUUUCAGGAACAGUUGAUUUCAUUUUUGGAGAUAGCCCUUGUGUUAUCCAAAACUCGCAACUCAUAUUGAGACGACCCUUGGAUGGUCAAGCUAAUGCUGUCACAGCUCAAGGGAGGAAAGAGCAACAUCAACCUUCUGGCAUCGUGCUCCACAACUGUAGUAUUGUUCCAGAGGAGAAGUUGAUUCCUGAUAAGUUAACCAUAAAAUCCUACUUGGGCAGGCCAUGGAGAGAGUUUUCGAGGACUGUGGUUAUUGAGAGCACCAUUAGUGACGCUAUUGCUCCUGCUGGAUGGUCAGCUUGGGAAGGGACAUUUGGGCUAGACACAUUAUACUACGCUGAAUACGGGAAUACUGGACCAGGUGCCAAGACAGACCAAAGAGUUAAAUGGAAGGGCUUCCAUGUGAUAACUAAGAAUGAAGCUGCGCAAUUCACACCUGGCCCAUUUUUAGAUGCAGAUAAGUGGAUCAAGAGCACUGGAGUCCCUUUCCAGGCUGCCUUGAUUCACUAAUUCAUUGCUUCAUUUUGGUUGAGAUUUUUUUUUAUUAUUAAUUUUUUUAUAUGUAUAGAGUAGAGAGAGACAUUAAUAUUUAUCUGAUUUAUUUUUUUAUAAAUUUUAUGGGAAAAUAAAAAUUGAGAUGAGAUAACUAUUCCAUUGUAUAAAUUACAAUGUAUACACGUGGGGCUAAAAAAUCUUGAUUUGGUUCA